Penicillium coprophilum is the source of this 762-nucleotide messenger RNA. Its product is annotated as MARVEL domain-containing protein. Gene Ontology annotation, cellular component: membrane. The record is from RefSeq and is a predicted model, not a curated record. Bases 1 to 762 code for a protein of 253 amino acids. NCBI's taxonomy places the organism in Eukaryota, Fungi, Ascomycota, Eurotiomycetes, Eurotiales, Aspergillaceae. The transcript has a single exon.
AUGUCUUUCUUGGCCGUCCCUCUCUUUAAACUCGGCUUAUCCCAAGCCAAAAAAUACAAAGCCAAGAAAGAUCUCCAAAAAUACCAAAACGCCGGCGUCUACUCACCAAAUUAUCAACCGGAGCAACACCCAAUGAGCGGCUAUCCAGCCGGCGCAACGCCCGGCACAACAAUUCACUUCGAGUCGCCCCCCAAAGAACAAACCAAGAGCGAAAAACUGACUUUCAUGCUCUUCUCAACGGUGCGCUUCCUCCAAUUCGUCUUCGGCCUGACAGUCAUCGGCCUGUACGGAAGAGACGUCCACCACGACCACUCAGACAAACACGUCUGGCACUCGAAAUGGGUAUACGCGCUCGUCACUGCCUUCCUGGCAACUGUCACCGCAGCCAUUCACCUCAUCUUGCCAUUCGUCAUGCGGAAGGCCAAGCCCGGCGCCGGCCCUGGUCCUGCGCUGCUGCUGCCGCAGUUUGCGUGGGAGUUUAUCGUUACAGUGCUGUGGCUGACGCUGUUUGGAAUCUUUGGAAAGAUGUACAUUGGUGUGCAUCCUGUGGAGGGCACGGGUGCGAAGGUGGAUCAUGCUGCUACUUCUGAGCUUGGUGAUGCGUCGAAGAUUAAUCGUAUGCGCCAUGCUGUUUGGGUUGAUGUUAUUAACUUGGUGUUCUGGAUUAUGACUGCAUCUUGGGUUUUGGUGCGCUGGUUGAAGAGCCGCAGGUCGGCUGCUUCGGAGGCUGGGUUCGAUGCUGAGAAAGGUGAGCAGAUUUAG